Manis javanica (Malayan pangolin) is the source of this 981-nucleotide messenger RNA. RefSeq names its product histone H2A type 1-C. The record is from RefSeq and is a predicted model, not a curated record. Gene Ontology annotation, molecular function: structural constituent of chromatin; protein heterodimerization activity; DNA binding. Gene Ontology annotation, cellular component: nucleosome. NCBI's taxonomy places the organism in Eukaryota, Metazoa, Chordata, Mammalia, Pholidota, Manidae.
GUGGUUUACUUGCUUCCGGAUUUGAUCUGUUCUCGCAACUAGUCGUUCGUUUUAGUCGCUCAUUUUUUUGCGAUGUCUGGACGUGGUAAGCAAGGGGGUAAAGCUCGGGCCAAGGCGAAGUCUCGUUCGUCUCGCGCUGGGCUCCAGUUUCCAGUAGGACGCGUGCACCGCCUGCUCCGCAAGGGCAAUUACGCUGAGCGGGUCGGAGCCGGCGCGCCCGUGUAUUUGGCGGCGGUGCUGGAGUAUCUGACAGCCGAGAUCCUGGAGCUGGCGGGCAACGCGGCCCGCGACAACAAGAAGACGCGCAUUAUCCCGCGUCACCUGCAGCUGGCCAUACGCAAUGACGAGGAGCUCAACAAGCUGCUGGGCCGCGUGACCAUCGCGCAGGGCGGCGUCCUGCCCAACAUCCAGGCCGUGCUGCUGCCCAAGAAGACCGAAAGCCAUCACAAGGCCAAGGGCAAGUGAUACUGACCGGCAUCUCCAGUUUCCGGAAGCGCGUUCAAACCCAAAGGCUCUUUUCAGAGCCCCCCCCCCACCAUUUCAAAAGAAGAGCUAGCUCACUCGUAGGGUAAGAAUGACACGGGUUGCCUUUGAACCCCAUCUCCAACGCUUACUACGUGUGUGAUCUCCGGGUAGGUGCUUCUCCCUGCCUCCAUUUCUAAGUGUGUGCCUUUGUUCACUCUGUGAUGAAAAGAAGGGGUUCGGCACUGCGGGUUCUGAAAUUAGAGUGCUGGAGUCAUGGCUAACAUUAAGCCCUUACUGUCAGUCACGUGGUCACGUACUUCCGGGGUAUCAACUCAUUUAACCUAGCAAUCAGAGGUUUCAAAAGUUUCUCACUAUGAAGACAUGCCUGAAUUCAGAGUAUCUGUCAAACCCCUCAAUUCUCAGAAGUAACUGGAUGGUUGAUGUCAGUGUUCUGAUACCACUGACAGAUUCCGCACCUGCAAAUGUUUUCCUAUUAAUAAACUUACUCUGGGUUUA